CGGCGCUCGACCCCGAACGCCCGCGCUCGGGUCGCCGCCGAGCCGACGCGCCGCGAGCCCACCGCCAGGGAAGGGCAGAGGUACGGGUGCUCUUCUUCCUCCGAGUGAGGCUGCGGAUGGAUCCCCGCCUCGGAAGCGGCGAGCACGGCAUCCCCCAGGGCAGAGCGCGGGGCGUCCGCGGCCGGGGGCGGCACGUGCCGCGCGGCGAGGGUGAAAAAGUUGGGCAUGGGUCGAGUAGCUGGGGGCAGUCCGAAGAGGCGGCAGGCAGAGCGGCGCGCCGGGAAAAGGGCGAGAGGGUGCUUGGGCCGGCAGCGCAGGAGCUGUCGGGGGGGGGGGCCAGGUGGCUCCAUCCAUGUCCUCAUCCUGCUGCAGCUAGGGCCUCGGAGAAACGAGGCGGGGCGCGCCUGCGCAGCUGACGAAGCCGUGCAACAGCGAAGCUGCGGAAGCGCUGCCGAUCGACGUGAGGAGCGGGAGGAGGCGGAGGAAAAUGGAGGGGGCGGAAGCAAAUAGGGGGGGGCGGAGGACGAGGAGCAGGACCGCCCGAGCAGAAGGCGCAGCACGAGGAGGCCCCGGUGCUCAGGGCCUCCCACGGGGCUGCGCCGCCAGCGCGAGGGGGGCACAUCGGCACCAGCUCGCGCCACGUUCGUCCCUCGCCUCCUCCCCAUCCCUCAGGGGGACGAGCGAGGGGGGGGGGGGAAGGGAGCGAGGAGGAGGAGGAAGGGGAGGAGGGGGAGGGGGAGAAUUUCGCUGCCCUGACUUCCUCACUCGGGCCCCCCGGCCUUCGAGGAGGGUCGGCCCCCCUGCCGGAAGAGGGCGGCCCGAGCCCGGCACGGAGCAGCCCGCAGCUGCGCGCGAGGAGCAUCCCUGAUAAUGCGCGAAAGAGCGCGGCGAGCAUGUCGCUGGCAGGGGCCGCAUCAGGCCUGUGUCGGCAGCCUUUAGGCGUUAAAGCUCUGGCCGCAUCCGCACUCAGACUUCUUGUUGGGAUUGUUGAAGACAAACUCGGUGCCAACCUCGUUGCUCACAAAGUCCAUCUCCGUGCCUAUCAAGAACAUGACCCCGCCUUGGAAUCAACGACUACCUUAACGCCCUCCUGCGUGUCGACAACCUCAUCGAACUUGUUAACCUUGUCGGUGUAAUCCAUGGUGUAAGACAUGCCGUUGCACCCUCUGGUUCUCAAGCCGACGCGAAUGCCGAUGAGGGCCGGAUCGUUUCGCUUCGACAGCAGGCUGUGCACUCGCUUGGCAGCGGCGGCUGUGACAGACAUGAUCUGCUUCGACGCCAUGGCAGACGCUGCCUGGCACUACGAGGAGGAGCAGGGGGGCCUGCCCCGAGUGGUCCUGGACUGGGCCGAUGCGGCUGGCCCCUUGGGCC
This is a messenger RNA of Prorocentrum cordatum, 1371 nucleotides long. NCBI's taxonomy places the organism in Eukaryota, Dinophyceae, Prorocentrales, Prorocentraceae. The record is from the annotation of a GenBank genome assembly.